Magallana angulata is the source of this 2130-nucleotide messenger RNA. Its product is annotated as ufm1-specific protease 2-like. NCBI's taxonomy places the organism in Eukaryota, Metazoa, Mollusca, Bivalvia, Ostreida, Ostreidae. The transcript is spliced from 14 exons. The record is from RefSeq and is a predicted model, not a curated record. Bases 47 to 1837 code for a protein of 596 amino acids.
AUACAGUACAACUUAACUUUAUUUAUUGAAAGUGAAAGUAGAAGGUAUGGCAGCUGUACACAUCAACAGAAAUGUGAUAGAGACUUUGGCUACCUAUAGCAAUACAGCUGAUCCUUUUUUUGGGGUGUUGCUUGGUCAUGAGUCAGAGGCUGGCUGGCAUGUCACAGGGUGCUGCUGUUUCACAGACUCCAGUCCAAACAACUUUACCAACCAAAAAGAUUCCGUCACACGAUAUCUCUCUGGUGGAUUAUUAGUUUGUGGAAUAUUUUUUGAAAAUCAGUCACUGCAAGCAGAUGAUAUUGUCAAGAAAGUCAGCAAAUAUCCUCUUCAAAACCAGAAUGGUUUGGUGAUCCUAGUCAAACAACCCAAGGACAACAAGGUGACUGAGGACAACAUUUUUGUGUCUCCUGAUCAGAACACUGUGGAGAAACCCAAAGUUAUAGAUAUAACCGAGGACCUCCCAGCUCUCAUCACAGCCAGGCUCAGAUGUCCACUUACCAUUUCAGUAAAAGUAGCUGCAAAAGGUUCCCUGAAAAACAGUCUUUCAAAUGUGAUAGAGAAUUUGUGCAAUACUUUAUCCUCGCCAUCAGCUGUGUACCGAGUACAGGAUACUGAAGUAGUGUUCAAUUCCUCGAGUCUGGUAGGACUGCCCAAUGAAGCAGUGUGCUCAAGGCUUCUCGAUCUCACAACUUCAGAUGAAGAUGAAUUUGUCAGUGGAAAACAGAAACAUUCUAAAUCUUACAAACAGAGAACUUUGCAGUGUGGGGUGCUUCAGAAUAUAUCUAUCGCUGAUGACAGUGGCGAGGGAACUCUGUGUGCCCCCAUCAUACAACACAAUUUAGAAAAAUUCCAGGCAGUGACCUUGACUCUCCCUGUUGAUGUGUGCUGUCAGGUCACCGCGGACACCACGGUAUUGACCUUGGGACAGUAUAUGACAACAGCAAUCUGCAACCAGCUCAGAGCAAUGCAAGAUUGCUUUGUUCAAUAUGUUGAGGGAGAUGUACCUCCAAAAGUACAGGUUUUUCAUUUUCAACCAUGGAAGUCUACAGCAAUUGUAUCUGUGAUCUAUCCAGAGGGAAAGUCAGAAGAGAAACUAGAAAGCAGACGUCGAGAAUUACAUUCUUUGUUUUGUUUGCCGUUAUCAAGGCCAGUGUUUAGAAGAGGAAAUGUUUCCCUGUUCCCAGAGGACAUCAACCAAAAUGGCUAUCUCAUAAACCCUCAUCAGUACAUAAACACACAACCAAUGAAAGAUGGUCAGCAGUACUUAGUUCAAGGUCUGUAUAGCUACCACCACUACAUGCAGGAUCGCUUUGAUGACAACAUGUGGGGCUGUGCCUACAGAUCUCUCCAAACUCUAGUCUCCUGGUUCCGAUUUCAGGGCUACACAGAUAAACCCAUACCCACUCACAGGGAAAUACAACAGGCACUGGUUGAUGUUGGUGAUAAAGAGCCCAAGUUUGUGGGAUUUCGGCAGUGGAUUGGAUCCAUGGAGGUCAGCUACUGUCUGGACCAUCUAAUUGGAGUCACAUCACGCAUUGCUUUUGUCAGUGAAGGGAGUGAACUUGCCACUAAAGGGAGGGAACUUGCCCAGCAUUUCCAAAUUCAGGGAACACCAGUGAUGAUAGGAGGGGGAGUGCUUGCUCACACUAUUCUGGGAGUGGAUUUCAAUGAAGUGACUGGUGACGUCAAAUUCCUUAUAUUAGAUCCUCAUUACACAGGGGCAGAGGAUUUGAAGGUUAUUUUAGAAAAGGGUUGGUGUGGUUGGAAGGGGAUGGAUUUUUGGGACAAGAAAGCCCACUACAAUAUGUGCCUACCCCAGAGGCCCAAAGUCAUCUAGAACCAUAUAGAAAUAUUUCAUCACAAACUAACAAUUGGAGGCGGCUGUCACUACUCGCUAGCUAGCUAGCUAAUUAUUAUUAAAUGUUUGGUAGUUCUAUUAAAAAUUUAAAACAUUGCAGUCUUACAAGGCCUUAAGUUUAUAUAAAAAGAUGCCAGUAGUUAAGAAUGCUUAUAUCUCAAAUGAGAUGUGGACCAUAAUACACUGUAACAUAUUUUGAAGCAACAAAAAAAACUUAUACACUUCCUUUAUUUAUUAUAAUACUUUGAAAGUAUAAUAAAAUAUAAGAUGAU